Colletotrichum destructivum is the source of this 673-nucleotide messenger RNA. RefSeq lists its product as uncharacterized. Bases 275 to 586 code for a protein of 103 amino acids. Lineage: Eukaryota; Fungi; Ascomycota; Sordariomycetes; Glomerellales; Glomerellaceae. The transcript has a single exon. The record is from RefSeq and is a predicted model, not a curated record.
CUGAGCGCCACCCACUGGAGCGUCUCCUCAGCCACAACUAACCAGCCAUGAGCCACAUGCUCCACGCACGCCGCCACGUUGUCCUGCGCAACCGCCACAAAGCGCUGGUGACAUCAACUCGACUGCAACCAAGGCGUAUUCUGCCUGACCUGACGAUGCCAAUCAUUGCGCCACGGCCUUAACAAGCUGACCCUUCACUGUUCUUCACACCCCAGAGUCACCGGGCUUGCACCCGAACUUAACCUGAUCAAUGGAAUCUGGUUAGCCAAAUCCGAUGACCCCUCCUCAAGCCGUUCGCCAUCGAUCGAAUGUCCUGACCUGGCUCGAUAAGCGCUCUCGACAACUUGCCCCGAUCCACCAUCAAUCUGUCGCAUCCCCAGUGAGCAGAUGUACCUCUUCAUCCACUCGAUCUCCUCCGGGAAGGAUCCCCAAUUGUGCAAGCCGAGCGAGCCGGCCGAGCCCCGUGAACCCUAAAGGUCCGAGAUGGCCGGCGGGGAUCCAUGCUGGAAGGAAUCCGACACCGGCCGCUUCUGGUCCCGUCGUCGCUCGUGAGUCCGCACACGCGCCGGUGUCUCUCCUCCCAUAAGUGCGGCAGUUUUUCUGAUUUUGCAAUCUGAUCUACGUACACUUUGGCAUUGCCGGUUGUUUCUAUUCUGGCAUUCAAAGCCACUCU